AUGUCAGACGCGCAGCGGACAGAACUCAACGCGUUCCUCGCAUUCCUAGCGACCUUUGACCUGGCGAGGCCUGUGGCUGCUACCUCAGACCUCUCAGACGGCGCCGCCCUCUUUGAGGUCCUCUCUCUCGUCGAUGGAGACUACUUCCGGCAACCGAACCGGCCGUCGGCGCAGCCCUCGGAGAACUGGGUGCUCCGAUUCAGCUCGCUGAAACGGCUGUACAGGCUCAUGACGCAGUACUUCUCCGACGUGCUGCACCAGCCGACGGGUGCGCUGGACGUGCCCGACCUGCAAGCGAUCGCGCAGGACAGCAACCCCUCCGCACUCCUCGUCAUGUGCCGCCUGACGAUCGCAAUCGCGGUGCAGUGCGAGAACAACAAGGAUAUCAUCGAGCGAAUACAGAGGCUGUCGGAUACGGAGCAGCAUGCGCUCAUGAAGGCGAUUGAGCAGGUCAUGGCAAAAGUGAAAUCGUCUGGCCAAGCGCAGACUGGCGAGACAAGCAUGACGGAAGACGAUCACUAUUACCAGAUUCAGUCGGAGCGGAGGAGAGUACUGUCCGAGAAGGAGACCCUCGAGCAGGUCUAUCAGACACUGUUGUCGGAACACCGCACGCUACAGACCAAUUUCGACGAUAUCGUGCAGGAGAAAGAGGAUGCACUGGCGCAGGUCCGCCAGGCGCAACGAGACGCUGAGGAUCGGAGGGUCGACAGCCGCGGAGACGCGAUGCUCCGCGCUGAGAUAGACCGACUGAGGGGUGAACUCCAGAAGAGUGAAGAUAAUCUCGCGAUGGCUGAGGCAGAACUCGAUAAGCAGACUGGGCUGGUAAGCGAUCUGAAGAAGAGAGUAGAUGAGCUUCAGUCUAAGGCGGACGAAGCCGCGCGUCUCAAGGAUCAGCUUGACGAGUACCGGCACACAGCGGACAGGUUACAAAAGACGGAGAAUGUUAUGGAGAAGUACAAGAGGAAGCUGCAGGAAGGAGCCGACCUGAGACAACAAGUCCGAGCUCUAGAGAAACAGAACGCGGACCUCGUCGACAAAAACGCGUCUCUGGAAGAGGAAUACCGAAAAGUAGCCGCUUUCAAACCUCUCAUGGAGUCGUACAGGACACAGAUAGCCGAACUUGAAAGCAAAUCCUCGGCGCGCAGCAAGGAGGUCGACACCGUGCGGUUCGAGCUAGACCAGACAAAGGCGAAGCUCAAACUAACGCAGGAGGAGCGCCAACGAGACAACGAAACUCUGGAGCUGUACCAAGAGCGCGUGCGCGAGCUCGAGCUGCUCUCGCAUCGCCCAGUUGCUUCUACACCACGCCCACGCCCCUCUGCUACUUCUGCGACAGCAGCAGACGGCGACGAGCCUGCACGCAACACGGACGAGAUGACACUGGACGAGCUCAACGCAGACGCAUCCUCGCGUUCCGACGACAUGGAUGACGUCGAACAGGUUCAGGGUCUCGGUGACGAGCUGGAUGCAGCACUCGCAGGCACGACGAUGACGGAUCUCAAAAUACAGAUACGCAAGUUGGAGCGCGAGCUUGAGGCCGUCAAGAAGCAGGAAGCAGACGCGAGCAGGGUGCUCGUGCUCGAGAACUUGCUCGAGGACGCGACGAGGAUGAAGACGCGGUACGAGCAGGAUUAUCUUGCUACGCACCGGGAGAAGCUUCAGCUGCAGAAUGAUCUGGAAGAGAUCAGGAGCGGGAAGGCUCUAGGAGAUGGUCCUGAGGCCGCCAUCGCGUUGCGUCAACGGCUAAAUGAGACCGUCGAGCAGCUCGACGUUUUGCGCAAAGAGCACGCUGAGCUAGAGGUCAAGUUCCAAGCUCAAAGCAAAGAGCUCACAAUCGCCAAGUCUGACCUCAACCUCGUCCACAAGGACCAGCUCGAAAUCCUAGCUUCGCUUCGCGAGUCCGUUAACGAGGACAAGGCUGGGCUGGAAACAGAAGUGCAGAAACUGCACGACCAGAUCCGGGAGCUCUCGGAAAAGAGCAAGAUGCAACUCGAGCAAAUCAACGCCUUGCUGAUGGAGAAGGUGAACCUGCAGAGCGAGGGCCUCGACCAGCGAGACCGUAUGCUCCAACGCGAGCGCGAUAUCAGCAACUUGCGGGCGUCGCUGUCCGGGAAAGACAUUCCGGAAGACGUCAAGCAGCGCCUGCUCAAGAUGCACGAGGACCAAAUACAGAUGCAGGAGCAAUACAAGACUGUGCAGGAGAAGCUCAACAAGGCGAGACAGUUUAUCAAACAACAGGACAAGCUCUUCAAAGAGGAGCAGGCGAAGAAGGGGGCUGUUUCGGUGGGCUGUUUCCGCUUGAUUCUGCGCACACUCUCUAAUCGCGAUGAACAGGGCGUCUACGGCGAGAGCGGAGAAGACUCCGCGAAGGUUAAGAUCCUGGAGGAGGAGAUUGCUCGCAAAGAGAGGUUAAUGGCCGAGAUGACGAAACGAUAUCAGCGCGAGCAAGCGUUGAUGCUCAGCAUCAUACACAGUCACGGUAUGGAUGUGGCGCGAGGCCACCUCGCGAAGCAGCAGCGUACAGGACCCACAAGUUGGCUCGGCCAACAACGGAGAAACGUGAGCGUUCUGACACCAUAUCCGACGUGA
Molecule: messenger RNA, 2589 nt
Organism: Phanerochaete carnosa HHB-10118-sp
Lineage: Eukaryota; Fungi; Basidiomycota; Agaricomycetes; Polyporales; Phanerochaetaceae
Exons: 10
Coding region: 1-2589 (862 amino acids)
Biological process (GO): cytoskeleton-dependent intracellular transport; cytoplasmic microtubule organization
Cellular component (GO): cytoplasm; centrosome
Molecular function (GO): dynein light intermediate chain binding; microtubule binding
Source: RefSeq, a predicted model, not a curated record